AUGGCCAGCCCCAUGGUGUCUGCACAGUCACUUAUUCCUCCACAGUGGUUUCUAACUCCUCUCCUCGAGGGCCGGACACCUGCAACUUUUAGAUGUGUUCCUUGUCCUACACACGGCAGCUGUCUGUUUUGUGUCCGCAGCACCUUGGAAGGUUUCUACGUUGACGAUGGUCUGCAGGGCCAGGGGCUGUACACACACGAGGACGGCAGUGUCCUCCAUGGGACGUAUGUCGACGGUGAACUCAACGGGCCAGCUCAGAAGCUGGACGCAGAUGGCCGCCUAGUCUUUAAGGGUCAGUACAAAGGCAACAUCCGCUGUGGGGAGUGCUGGAUCUACUAUACUGACGGGGGCAGCGUGUUUGGGCAGGUCAAUGAGGACGGGGAGAUGACUGGCAGCUCCACAGCCUACAUCUACCCAGAUGGCUGCACGGCUCUCUAUGGAAGCUUUGUGGGCGGAGAGAUCACCGAGGCUCGCCUUGCCACACUGACCUCCAACCAGACCGGAAGGCCACGCUUCCAGAUCGCUCCAAACAGUCCUGUCUACUCCUAUGACAAGUCCACCUCCACCUGCAUCGCCACCCACGCUCUGCUGCCGGACCCGUACGAGAGCCAACGGGUGUUGGUGGCAGAAUCUCUGAUUAAAGGAGCCGGUCAGGGACUUUUUGCCAAGGCAGCUGCUGAGCCGGGUACCGUCAUGGCUUUUUAUAACGGAGUCCGGAUCACGCAUUCUGAUGUGGACAGUCGGGACUGGGUUCUGAAUGGAAACACCAUCUCACUUGACGACGACACUGUGAUCGACGUCCCACAGCCGUUCGACCAGACGGAGAGGUACUGCGCCUCUCUGGGUCACAAGGGCAACCACUCCUUCACUCCCAACUGCCAAUACGAGCCGUUUGUCCACCCUCGUUUUGGACCCAUCAAAUGCAUCCGAACACUGAGAGCUGUGCAGAAAGACGAAGAGCUCACGGUCGCCUACGGUUACGAUCACGAGUCAUUGGGGAAAAACGGCCCGGAGGCUCCUGAUUGGUACAAACGUGAGCUUGAGGUUUUCCAACAAAGACAGGCAGCUCCUGUGAGCCACUGAAAACCCAGAGGAAGACCCCCAAACUCCCCAAAUUUGUGCUGCCACUUCAUAAAACUCCUGGAACACUGCUGCAGCUGCCGACCUUCCAAACUGCUUUGACCAGAGUGACACAAGAACUAUGCAAGAAACCAAGUGGUCUUAGAGGUCGUUGUUCUGACUGGAAGUGCUGCUUCAUCUCAUGUUUUAAGAUUCACAUGUUCAUCACUGGUGCUUCUAGACGUCAUGGAAACCCAUUGUUUUCAUUAGGUCAG
Molecule: messenger RNA, 1334 nt
Organism: Xiphophorus couchianus (Monterrey platyfish)
Lineage: Eukaryota; Metazoa; Chordata; Actinopteri; Cyprinodontiformes; Poeciliidae
Product: histone-lysine N-methyltransferase SETD7-like
Exons: 7
Coding region: 1-1083 (360 amino acids)
Biological process (GO): regulation of DNA-templated transcription; heterochromatin organization; peptidyl-lysine monomethylation
Cellular component (GO): nucleus; chromosome
Molecular function (GO): protein binding; histone H3K4 monomethyltransferase activity; chromatin binding
Source: RefSeq, a predicted model, not a curated record